AAGAUGGUUUCAUAUAGCACGUUAUGCAAUGGUUGUUUUGAAAGAAUAAUAAUAAUAAUUUCACAUAUGUUGUCUACUAAAAGAGCAAUUCACAUAAUUUGGCAAUAUGAAACUGUCAACAUUUGGCGAAAAAUUAAAAAUUAAAAAAAAAGUAAAAUAAAAAAAAAUAAUUACUAAACAACAACAAAAAUAAAUUGAAAUUAGCGUGUUGCAAUCACUUACAGCCCACGGUUAGCAAGCAACAGUGUCUGCCAAGCGAGCUUAUCACUUUCCUUCUUAGCUUUUAACGCAAAAAAAAAUACACAGAUAAGCGAAACUUACGUCUUAGCAACGAUUACACGCGCAACAUUCGUUGUAGGUAGCGAUUCCUUAAAUGAUUGACGACAUACAGAUCAAUAAAUGCAUUUCUAUUUAGCUGCAACAGCAGUUUUCAAAGCGAGUUCAAUGCACCCGACUGAAUUAACGUUUUCUCAGCAAUCUGAGUGGUGCUACGCAAAUACCUUUAUGGUAUAAAAGCUACAUUUUCCGUUUUGUCAACACUACAGUUCAAUUCGACUGCUCCGGGCAUACGACAUAAACGGCAACAAAGAACCAUGAAUCCUUUAAGUAUUUUUUGUUUGGUGGCCAUUUUGGCUACAGCAACAACAGUGUGCGGUAGAAGCAACUCAAUACGUGAUAACCUGAAACCCACUGAGUGGAUUUCUCAGCGUGAAUUGGAGAAUACACCUUCAGUGGAUGAGAUCACUUUCGAAAGGUUGCAGGAAAUGCCUGCUGAGGAGGCCGCCGAAUUGGUAAACAAGAUUUAUCACUUGUCGCAGUUGAGCCGGAAAAUUGAACCCAGUUAUGCUCCCAGUCCCAGCGAUAUUCCUGCCUACACCUACACACCCACUGGUCAGCGUGUCAACUUCAAAUUGAAUCAGCUAGUUUCUACCGCCCAACAACAACCCCAUUUUGGCCAACAAGAAGUCACAAUUUUCAUCACUGGUCUGCCACAACAGAAACUGCGUGACGCCGCAAACGCCAACCAGAAACUCGUACAGGCUUAUUUGCAGGCUUACAACGGACAAGUGCAGGUACAAGGUGGUCAGGACUAUGACUAUGUGCAGGAUACUUCAUCGAGCGAGGAAUCUUCUAGCCGUUCUAACAACCAACAGAACACACCUACUGGUAAUUUGGUGGUAAUUGAUUUGGGCGCCGUCAUACGCAACUUCGAAGAACUUGCUCUACUCGAUAUCAACCGCGUCGGUGCUGCUAUCGGUAACAGUUUGGUACAACUAACGUCGCAAACUAAUGUACCCCAGGAAGUGAUCUAUAUUGUUGCACAAGGUAUUGGUGCUCAUGUUGCCGGUGCAGCUGCUCGUCAAUACACACGUCAAACAGGCAACACGUUGCGUCGUAUUACUGCUAUGGAUCCCACAAAAGUCUUUGCACGCAAGCCCAACACUUUGGUCGGCUUAAGUCGCGGCAAUGCAGAUUUUGUUGAUGCCAUCCACACUUCUGCUUAUGGCUUUGGUACCGCUGCUCGUGUAGGUGAUGUUGACUUCUAUCCUAAUGGUCCAUCUGUUGCUAUGCCUGGCACUGAUGACAUAAUCGAAGCUUCCUUACGUGCAACACGUUACUUCGCCGAGACAAUGCGUCCAGGUAAUGAUCGCAACUUCCCGGCGGUCGCAGCCGAAUCCCUACAACAGUACAAAAACAACAAUGGCAAUGGUAGACGCGCUUAUAUGGGUAUUGCCGCUGACUACGAUCUCGAAGGUGACUACAUUCUGCAAGUGAACGCUAAAAGUCCAUUUGGAAAGAGUGCACCUGCCAAAAAACAGAACUCCUACCAUGGCCUACAUCAGACUUCCGGCCGCACCUCUACGAACAAUUAAACUGUAGUUGAAGGCGGAAAAGUAAAUGGCAGAGCUUUAAAUAGAUUUUGUAUUUAAUUUCCCUUGCAUUAGACAUUUUUUAUAAUUAUACUCUAAAUUCCGACAUAAAGCUGUAAAACUGAUUUGUAAAUAAACGCAAUUGGUAUUAAA
Molecule: messenger RNA, 2024 nt
Organism: Bactrocera oleae (olive fruit fly)
Lineage: Eukaryota; Metazoa; Arthropoda; Insecta; Diptera; Tephritidae
Product: vitellogenin-2
Biological process (GO): lipid catabolic process
Molecular function (GO): lipase activity
Source: RefSeq, a predicted model, not a curated record